AUGGCCAAAGCCGAGUCCGAUCUCAGAUCCAUCCUCGAUGGUGGCUUCGAUCCUCAGAAGUUCCCCUGGUACGAACCUGAGUUGAUCGAGGCUCCUGAGCCUGCAAAGACUCUCCUCGAGAAGUAUAGCAAAAUCCCGCCUGAUCAGGUGGUGGACCAUGUGAAGAAAGUGUUCCCGUACCCUUGCAUUGGAUCAUUCCGGUUCCUAGAUUUGAGCAUCCCGCAAUCACCGCUAUACCCCGAGGUCCUUGACAGACUGAAGUCUGGCCAGAAACUGCUUGAUGUUGGAUGCGCGGUGGGGCAAGAGUUGCGUCAACUGGUCUUCGAUGGGGUCCCCUCCGAGAACCUCUAUGCUUCAGACCUGCGCCAAGACUUCUACGACAUUGGGUACGACCUUUUCAACGACCACGAUCACCUCAAAGCCCAGUUCAUAGUAGCAGACAUCUUCGACGACAACUCCGAUCUAGUGAAGAACCUGACCCACAAAAUUGAUAUUGUUAAUGCGGCUUCUUUCUUCCAUCUUUUCAAUUGGAACCAGCAGGUCCUUGUUGCGAAGCGGCUCGUCGGGUUACUCCAGGAUAAAACUGGCUCUCUCCUAAUCGGGCGCCAAAUUGGUCUAAUCAACCCUCCUCCUCCGGAAGACGAGGAGGCCGCUGGGAAGCACUAUCGUCAUGAUCCUGCUACGUGGAAGAAGUUCUGGAAGCAGGUGGGUGCUGAAACGGGGACGAAUUGGGAGGUUGAGACCAGGAUGGAGAAGUGGGCUGGGGCAGAUAAGAUGAUGAAAGACUACCAUGAGGGGAUGGACACUUUCAAGCUGAGAUUUAGUGUUCGGAGGCUGUGA
Messenger RNA from Penicillium concentricum, 840 nucleotides. RefSeq lists its product as uncharacterized. The record is from RefSeq and is a predicted model, not a curated record. Lineage: Eukaryota; Fungi; Ascomycota; Eurotiomycetes; Eurotiales; Aspergillaceae. The transcript is spliced from 3 exons. The coding region runs from base 1 to 840 and encodes 279 amino acids.